Molecule: messenger RNA, 987 nt
Organism: Cyclospora cayetanensis
Lineage: Eukaryota; Apicomplexa; Conoidasida; Eucoccidiorida; Eimeriidae
Exons: 4
Coding region: 1-987 (328 amino acids)
Biological process (GO): translation
Cellular component (GO): small ribosomal subunit; ribosome
Molecular function (GO): structural constituent of ribosome
Source: RefSeq, a predicted model, not a curated record
AUGUGGGCCCCUGCCAUAAGGCAAGGCUUCCCUCUCGUGCUUGCUCUCAAGAGAGCGUCCGUCGUCCCCCCCUCCGCGAGGCCAGUACUCUGUCAUUCCUACGCGUGGAAGGCUAACCCACAUCUCGGCAAGCCUCCUCCGGGAGAGGUCCUGAUGAAGACUGCGAAAGCAGCAGGGAUACUCUCAGGAGGCUUUUCGCCAGAUGCUAGGACAUGUAGAGCUCUAAGAAUUUCGAUUUUGCGAAAUGGCCUCUCAAAAGGCAAUAGUGACACCCGGAACCCUGUGUGUGCUUCUCCCGACGCACCAGCUGCUGCAGCACAUGUUUCUCCCCCAUCACAUAGAGUCUUUGAGGCAGUAGGAGUCAGCCGGCGAAACUUCAGCACCCGCAACAUCCGGGGUCGCCUUUUCUACAAGCGAAGGCCGCUGCAGGUUCCGAGGCUUAAACCCCCCAACAUACGGAGCAAAUGGCUGGAAGGGGCCCCCCACAAGAAGGGCAUCUGUGUGAAGGUCAGAGUCCAGACUCCCCGUAAGCCAAACAGCGGUUUGCGCAAGGUUGCGAGGGUGCGUCUCUCCACCGGCCGUGUGGUGCUGGCGUACAUACCAGGGGCAGGGCAUUCGUUGUCAGUACACUCCAGCGUUCUCUUGAGAGGAGGAAGAUGUCCAGACGUCCCUGGAUGCAACUACAAAGCCGUUAGGGGAGUGUAUGAUUUGUUGCCAGUGAAGAAUAGAGGACGCAAGAGGAGUAAAUACGGGGUCAAGCUGGCCCCCGAAAGGAAAGAAUGGAUGCGGCAGAGGCAGAACCAGAGGCACCUUACUACAGACGCGGAUAGAGAGCACUUUAACGCCUUCAAGUGGGCCACGUGGACGAACUCGCAGGGGGAACCUCUCCUCCGGAAGCUUGCGCAGGAAGAGGAGGUUCCCAGAGACGUCAAACAUUUUAACAAGUGGUUUAGGCUCAGGACACAACGCAGGGGAGAACAAGCUUGA